This is a messenger RNA of Peronospora matthiolae, 186 nucleotides long. Lineage: Eukaryota; Oomycota; Peronosporomycetes; Peronosporales; Peronosporaceae. The record is from the annotation of a GenBank genome assembly.
AUGCUGCUGCGUCUUGCCUCGGGACUGGAAGCGCAAGCAGCCGCGACAUUGCACGAGCUCGCCCGUGGUGGCGAUGCCCUCGGCCACGUCGACUUCAGCUGCGAGGCAGGACGGGCACAUGUUCAUGGCGUUGGCCUCGAUCUGAGCGCCGCAGAUGCAGCAUGCACUGGAUCGAGAGAAGGAUAG